Molecule: messenger RNA, 2590 nt
Organism: Jaculus jaculus (lesser Egyptian jerboa)
Lineage: Eukaryota; Metazoa; Chordata; Mammalia; Rodentia; Dipodidae
Gene: Bcl7a
Product: BAF chromatin remodeling complex subunit BCL7A
Exons: 7
Coding region: 106-789 (227 amino acids)
Source: RefSeq, a predicted model, not a curated record
GUCCCGACUCGCCACCUCCAACUCCAGAGAAGUCAAGUGCCCCACAGGAAACUUGCAUCACUGCACCGGGGGCCGGGCACGGGCCGCCGGGGUGGCUUCCAAGAAAUGAGCCCGUCCAUGGUCCCCGGAGGGUCCCCGGGGCACCUGCGGCCUCCAAAACCAUGUCGGGCAGGUCGGUUCGAGACCAGGAGCCGGGCCAAAGAUGAUAUCAAGAGGGUCAUGGCGGCUAUCGAGAAAGUGCGCAAAUGGGAGAAGAAAUGGGUGACUGUUGGUGACACAUCCCUACGAAUCUACAAAUGGGUCCCUGUGACAGAGCCAAAAGUUGACGACAAAAGCAAGAAUAAGAAGAAAGGCAAGGACGAGAAGUGUGGCUCGGAGGUGACCACUCCGGAGAACAGCUCCUCCCCGGGGAUGAUGGACAUGCACGAUGACAACAGCAAUCAGAGCUCCAUAGCAGACGCCUCCCCCACCAAACAGGAGAACAGCAGCAACUCCAGCCCUGCCCCAGAGCCCAGUGCAGCUGUGCCCAGUGAUGGCAAUGAAGGCAAGAUGGAUGAGACACAGGCUGAUGGGAAGGAGCACCCUGGAGCUGAAGAUGCUUCUGACGAGCAGAACUCGCAGUCUUCAAUGGAAAACUCCAUGAACAGCUCAGAGAAAGGAGAACGGCAGCCGUCUGCAGAUCCGGGGCUAGCGGCAGAGGCGGCAGCGAUCUCUCAGGAUUUGGAAGGAGUACCACCCUCUAAAAAGAUGAAGCUGGAGGCCUCUCCACAGAACUCCGAAGAGAUGUAGAUGCCGAGUGGAACCCUCUGGUCCAUGUUUCAUGGCAGGUACAUCAGCAGGCUCAAUUCUAGAACAGCGCUGCCCAAGUCAUUCCUCUUGGGUGUGAACAGAACUACUAAUGUUUCAAGUUUACCAAGUGCAAAUCCAAGAAAACCUAGAGUGGCGUAACUUCUCAGACACUGAUGAACUCUGCUGUGAAGAGAAACACUCGGACCUUGAGGAGACUGCUGUCCUUGGGGAGGCGGGUCGACAGCUCAGGAGUGUCUGCACACUGUCUCAGAAGCCAAGAUGACAUUUGUGUUGCUGCUGUAUUUUUUUCCCCACUUCUCUAUUUAAGGAUAAUAAGCUAUUUGAGGGGGUACUGAUCAGGAAUUCGCUUUUCAUCGGGGCUUUUCGCUGUUCAACCAAUUCCUUCUGCUUUCUUUUUUUGUGCCUUGUGCCCUUGAGGUGACCUCUGGCAUGUUUCCUAGUUUUGCAUCUCUCUUUGCAAAGUGUCCUCUUGGGGUGGCCCCUGCCACCUUACUGCCUCCCUGCCCCAGGACUACUUCAGAGCAGGCAAGACAGAGCCACAAAAGAGCAGACACCCUUUAGGGGUCUGAUUCGGGCAGGUGGGGGGAACAGUACCUGGAUACACCCUGAGCCCUGGAUGGUGUCAGCACCAGCCCGUGGGGCCCCUGGGAUUGCAGAAGUCAGUCCCAGUCCCCAAGGGCUGGCCUCCUCUGUCUGGGAUGUGCUCUCACCUCCUAGUGUCAUGGGGACUAGGGGUUGAUCAGCUCCUAGCCCAGAUAGACAAGCAAAGCCCUUAGAUUCUUCUGGCACUUCCACAGUGUUUUCCCCACCAUCUCCUCCUCCUCCUUCACUUUUCUCUGGGACCUCUGAAGGCUUCUCCAGCUGGCUAUGAGCUCGUAUCCUAACACAGUGCUGGGCCCAGAAGGCUGGGAGCAGGUGGCAGGAACAGCUGGUGCUGAACUUUGCUCCUGGAACAUGGCUUGGAUUUCAAAUCCACAAUUCCCCACUGCCCUUCGUCACCCCCCUCCCCCCAACCCCAAGCAAGAUGACAGCCAGUGGAAAGCCACUUACUCCUGCGUCUCACUCGGACCCUCAGAGGCAACAAACAGGUGGAUGGAGUCUCGUUCCCAGCACGUGCUGUCAGUCUCCAUUGUGAAGUGGACCUUGAUGAUUGGGCCUUAAAGGCUAGAAACAAGGCACCAAGAAAUUGGAAAGAUUUGCACACCCUCCGGAAAGGAGCAGCCGCGUCUCUCCCCUUCCCUGAUCCCGCUCGCACCAGGACAGCUGCCUCUCACUCAGUUGAGACACCUCUCGGAUGAACUGCAGGACUGUUGAGUUCUGAGGCCUGAUUUGCUCUUAAUUAAUAUAUGGACUCCUCAGACCUUAAAACUUUUCCUAAACUUUCUUUACUGCACUGGAGUUCUAACUCCCUUUGAGUUGUGUGUUGGGGGGGUGGGUGUUUUUGUUUUCGUUUUGUUGUGUUUUGCUAAUUGGUGCAUAUCCAGGUACCACCUUUGACGUGUGGAUCUUUCUCCUGACCACCGUGGGAAGUGUCUGCCAGGUUCUAUUUUCUAAGUUUCUGAGGGUGAAGCUCCUAAUUUUUUUUUUUUUUAAGAAGGAGCUUAACUAUUUCCUGCACUUCAAGAAGAAUCAAAAUGUUCCUGAUUUUAAAAUACCUCAUACAAAAAUGUCUCCUGAAGUAAGGAAAAAAAAACUGAAAAAUCUUAAUGUUGGAGUUAGCAAUGCCGAAAGGUUUCUGUCUUAAAAAAAAAAAAAAAAAAUCCUUGUACUUAUCAAAUUU